This is a messenger RNA of Carica papaya (papaya), 2465 nucleotides long. It is a transcript of the gene KU80, whose product is annotated as Ku80 family protein. Lineage: Eukaryota; Viridiplantae; Streptophyta; Magnoliopsida; Brassicales; Caricaceae. The record is from RefSeq and is a predicted model, not a curated record. Gene Ontology annotation, cellular component: Ku70:Ku80 complex; nucleus. Gene Ontology annotation, biological process: double-strand break repair via nonhomologous end joining; telomere maintenance; DNA recombination. Gene Ontology annotation, molecular function: DNA helicase activity; telomeric repeat DNA binding; double-stranded DNA binding.
GUGACAAUACGCGUCGUUUCACAAUGGGGAAGCUAGUACCCCAGGCGGGAAGAAGUAAAAGGAAGUAAGUGUCCAGCAUCGUCAACCAUUUAAAAAAGUGCAAACCCCCGCUACCACCAGCUUCUGCAACAAGUUUUGGUCUGCUCUCGUUCUCCUUUCUCCAUGGCUCGGAAUAGAGAGGCACUUGUUUUAUUGCUUGAUGUUGGUCCUUCAAUGCAUGGGAUUCUUCCGGAGGUUGAAAAAGUCUGCUCCAUGCUAAUAGAGAAGAAGCUAAUAUACAGCAAAAGUGAUGAAGUUGGAAUCGUUAUAUUUGGAACUGAAGAGACUAACAAUGAGCUUACGAAGGAAGUGGGUGGAUAUGGCAAUAUUAUGGUCUUGAGAAAUAUCAAAGUUGUUGAUGGAGACCUCCUUGAUUCUAUGCAACAGCUUCCUCAAGGAACUGUUGAUGGGGAUUUCUUUGAUGCACUUGUUGUCGGGAUGGAUAUGCUGAUAAAGAAAUAUGGAUCAACAAACAAAGGAAAGAAACGUCUGUGUCUGAUCACAAAUGCACUAUGUCCUAUCAAAGAUCCAUAUGAAGGAACAAAAGAAGAUCAAGCAAGUAUCCUAGCUGAAAGAAUGAGUGCUGAAGGCAUAAGAAUGGAGAGCAUCAUUAUGAGGGGAAAGUUAAGUGAGAAUGCUAACAUUACAACAAUUAAUGAAAAUUAUUUUCUUUUGAAUUUGUUUCCAAAAAAAGCACGUGGAAAAACAGUGUACGUUGACAACCCAACUUCAUUGCUGGGUGCAGUUAGAACUCGAAACAUCUCUCCAGUUACAAUAUUCAGGGGUGACCUUGAACUCACCCCAAAAAUGAAGAUUAAGGUAUGGGUUUACAAGAAAACAUCUGAGGAGAAGUUCCCUACCCUGAAAAAGUAUUCUGAUAGAGCACCUACAACUGAUAAAUUUGCCACACACGAAGUUAAAGUGGAUUAUGAAUAUAAGAAUGUUGAAAACUCUGGUAAAGUUGUACCCCCUGAGCAAAGGAUUAAAGGCUAUCGCUAUGGACCUCAAGUAGUUCCUAUAUCAUCAGCUGAGUGGGAUGCUGUCAAAUUUAAGACAGAGAAGGGUGUAAAGCUUCUGGGAUUUACUAAUGCUUCAAACGUGAUGAGGCACCAUUACAUGAAAGAUGUCAAUAUUUUUAUUGCGGAACCGGGCAAUGUAAGGGCUAUCACUGCGGUUUCUGCCAUUGCGAGGGCGAUGAAGGAAAUGAACAAGGUUGGAAUUUUGCGCUGCGUCUGGAGACAAGGGCAGGGGAAUGUUGUUGUGGGGGUCUUGACACCCCAUGCAUCUGAAAGAGAUGAUGUUCCUGGUUCCUUUUACUUCAAUGCACUUCCUUUUGCGGAGGAUGUUCGAGAGUUUCAGUUCACCUCUUUCAGCAACUUUCCUGCUUCAUGGCAGCCCAACGAACAGCAACAAGAAGCAGCAGAUAACUUGGUAAUGAUGUUGGAUCUUACAACAUCUGGAAAAAAGGAAUAUUUGCAGCCUGACUUUACACCAAAUCCUGUUUUAGAGCGAUUUUAUCGUCAUCUUGAGUUGAAAUCAAAGCACCCAGAUUCUGCUGUACCUCCACUUGACCAAGCUCUCAAGAAAAUUGUUGAACCAGAUCCCGAACUUAUUUCUGAAAGUCAGUCCACCAUUGAUGCCUUUUAUAAGUGCUUUGAACUUCGGGAGAAUCAAAAGCUGAAGAAAUCGGCUAGGCGGUUAUUGCGAGAAAAGCCAUCUGGGUCAGAUGAAGAAGAUGGUUAUGAAGAUAUACCAACUGAUUUUAAGGUUGUGAACUCAAUUGAAAAGGAACCUCUGGCCAAGAUUGAGAAAAUUGGAGAUAUGACCCCAGUUCAGGAUUUUGAAGCAAUGAUGUCACGCAGAGAUAGUGCCGAUUGGAUUGCUAAAGCCCUUAAGGAUAUGCAAAAUAAAAUAGUUAACCUGGUGGAAAACUCCCAAGAAGGAAAUAAUUAUUUUGCUAUAGCUAUGGAGUGUUUAGUUGCCCUUCGCAAAGGCUGCAUCCUUGAACAAGAACCAGGGGAGUUCAAUGAUUUCCUACACCAUCUUCAGAAACUCUGCUUGGCAAAAGGCCAUGGUGCUUUCUUGGAAUUUCUGGCAUCGGCAAAAGUCACUUUGAUCUCCAAGACAGAAGCUGUAGACAGUGAUGUUUCAGAGGAGGAGGCUAGAAGCUUUCUGGUUAAAACUGAGCCAAAAUUCGAGCAGUAGGGUACUUCCAUCUAUAAAUAUAGAAUUUUGAAGAUUGUAGAUAGCUUAAAUUUGGCAGAAUUGGGGUUGGUUCAGGUCGGUCUGUAAACUUUUCAAGAACGGUAUAGGUUUUCUUUCGAUACUUAGUUUGGCAAAAUGAACCAACUUAAGGAAGAAAAAAAAAAAAAAAAAAAAAAGAAAAUCCUUAAUGAGUAAGGAAGGCCAUGUUUAUUUAUGAUUAA